UGCGUGCGGAAGAGUUUGCCGAGCGAGCAACCGGCCUCCCGCAGGAGCCGAGGGACCCGCGCGGCUGCGGCCCAGGAGCGGCGGCCGCGGAGCUCUGAGACCAGCAACCGCGGCGGCGGCGGCGGCGGCGGCAGCGAGAGCAGCGCCUCCCGCCGCCGCCCGGGAGGAGCUCGCCGCGCCCGCUUGCCGCCUCGGCUCCCAGCGGCGGCGGGAGGCGAGUCUCCCCGGCCCAGUCCGCGCCCGGCCCCGCGGGGCCGCUCCGGCCCGCUCCGAGGAAAAACUGCAGAGAAAAUCUAAUGGAUGAAGAUGAGAAAGACAGAGCAAAGAGAGCUUCUAGAAACAAGUCGGAGAAGAAGCGUCGGGACCAGUUCAAUGUUCUUAUCAAAGAGCUCAGCUCCAUGCUCCCUGGCAACACGCGCAAAAUGGACAAAACCACCGUGUUGGAAAAGGUCAUUGGAUUUCUGCAGAAACACAACGAGGUCUCAGCUCAAACAGAAAUCUGUGACAUUCAGCAAGACUGGAAGCCUUCAUUCCUCAGCAAUGAAGAAUUCACCCAGCUGAUGUUAGAGGCAUUAGAUGGCUUCGUUAUCGCAGUGACAACAGACGGCAGCAUCAUCUAUGUUUCUGACAGUAUCACUCCUCUCCUUGGGCAUUUACCGUCAGAUGUCAUGGAUCAGAAUUUGUUAAAUUUCCUUCCAGAACAAGAACAUUCAGAAGUUUAUAAAAUGCUUUCUUCCCACAUGCUUGUGACGGAGUCCCCCUCCCCCGAAUACUUAAAACCUGACAACGAUUUAGAGUUUUAUUGCCAUCUCCUCAGAGGCAGCUUGAACCCAAAGGAAUUUCCGACUUAUGAAUACAUAAAAUUUGUAGGAAAUUUUCGCUCUUACAACAAUGUGCCUAGCCCCUCCUGUAACGGCUUUGACAACACCCUUUCAAGACCUUGCCGGGUGCCCCUAGGAAAGGAGGUCUGCUUCAUCGCCACCGUGCGUCUGGCAACGCCACAGUUCUUAAAGGAAAUGUGCAUAGUUGACGAACCUUUAGAGGAAUUCACUUCAAGGCAUAGCUUGGAAUGGAAAUUUUUAUUUCUGGAUCACAGAGCCCCUCCAAUCAUAGGAUACCUGCCUUUUGAAGUGCUGGGGACCUCAGGCUAUGAUUACUACCACAUCGAUGACCUGGAGCUCCUGGCCAGGUGCCACCAGCACCUGAUGCAGUUUGGCAAAGGAAAGUCGUGUUGCUACCGGUUCCUGACCAAAGGCCAGCAGUGGAUCUGGCUGCAGACUCACUACUACAUCACCUACCACCAGUGGAACUCCAAGCCCGAAUUCAUCGUGUGCACACACUCGGUGGUCAGUUAUGCGGACGUCCGGGUAGAGAGGAGGCAGGAGCUGGCUUUGGAAGACCCACCGUCUGAGGCCAUCCACUCCUCAGCACUAAAGGAAAAGGGCUCAAGCCUGGAACCUCAGCAGCACUUUAACGCACUCGAUGUGGGUGUCUCCGGCCUCAACGCCAGCCAUUCGCCAUCAGCAUCCUCAAGAAGUUCCCACAAAUCCUCACACACAGCCCUGUCGGAACCCACCUCCACUCCAACCAAGCUGAUGGCUGAGGCCAGCACCCCGGCUCUGCCAAGAUCGGCCACCCUGCCCCAAGAGUUACCCGUGCCCGGGCUCAGCCAGGCAGCCACGAUGCCGGGUCCCCUGCCUUCCCCAUCAUCCUGUGACCUCACACAGCAGCUCCUGCCCCAGACCACCCUGCAGAGCCCACCCACUUCCAUGGCACAGUUUUCAGCACAGUUCAGCAUGUUCCAGACCAUCAAAGACCAGCUAGAGCAGCGAACACGGAUCCUGCAGGCCAGCAUCCGGUGGCAGCAGGAGGAGCUGCACAAGAUCCAGGAGCAGCUCUGCCUGGUCCAGGACUCCAAUGUCCAGAUGUUUUUGCAGCAGCCAGCUGUGUCCCUGAGUUUCAGCAGCACCCAGCAGCCCGAGACCCAGCAGCAGCUACAGCAAAGGUCGGCUGUGGUGACCCAUGCCCAGCUCGGGGCAGGCCCCCAACUUCCAGGGCAGAUCACCUCUGCCCAAGUCACAAGCCAGCACCUGCUCAGAGAAUCAAGCGUGAUAUCAACCCAGGGUCCAAAGCCAAUGAGAAGCUCGCAGGUGAUGCAGAACAGCGGCCGCUCCGUGAGCAGCUUGGUGUCCCAGUUCACCAGUGCCACCGCUGUGCUCCCACCGAGUCUCACUCUGACCACACCCGCCUCCGCCCCACUGGGUGCUAGCCAGUGCCAGCCCAGCCCAGACUUCAGCCACGAUCGGCAGCUCAGGCUAUUGCUGAGCCAGCCCAUCCAGCCCAUGAUGCCUGGGUCCUGUGAUGCGAGGCAGCCCUCAGAGGCCAGCAGGACCGGACGGCAAGUCAAGUAUGCCCAGAGCCAAACCGUGUUCCAAACUCCAGAAGUGCACCCCGCCAGCAGCAGCAGCACCCCAACCCCCGUCCUGCUAACGGGGCAGGCGGUUCUUCACCCCGGCUUCUCCGCUUCCCAGCCACCGCCCCUGCAGCCACCACUGCAGCACUACCUGCAGGUACAGGCACCAACCUCUUUGCACAGUGAGCAGCAGGAUUCACUGCUCCUCUCUACCUUCUCACAACAGCCAGGGGCCCUGGGCUACCCCCCGCCACCCCCAGCACCACCCCAGCCCCUGCGCCCGUCCCGCAGGGUCAGCAGUCUGUCUGAGUCAUCAGGCCUCCAGCAGCCUCCCCGGUAGUGCCCUGGCACUGAAGUGGGGACACAAUCAGCUUUAACCAAUGGACAAGGGGGAUGGCCACGGGAGAUGGGGACAGGAGUCUGAACCAAACCCUUCUGCGCAUGCUGCAAACAUUUCAAAACUCCUGGAUGUUAACCAUCUCUGGAGUACAGCAGCUGGCGCAGGGGGGAGAUGACCAGACAUUUUGGCUGUGCUUCCCUGGCCUCUGAGGUUCUCGGGCACACUCUACAGCCAUACUGGACAGGAAGCACGUGCCCAGGGCAGGUGUCGAUACUCAGCGUACCUCUGGAAGUGGCGCGUCUAACUCUGUCCCCCAAGAGUGCACUGGUGACUCUAGCCAACAGUGGCCCGUCCAUCCUCGCUAGCUGGCCUUCACUCUCUUGAUCGUCUUUCCUUUGUAUUCAAGAAGGACUGGGUCAGAGAUCUGUUGACGAGGGAAUAAAGAGAUUAUUUUUUAUUAUUUUUAAAUGGUUGUUUUUGUUUUAAUUUGCACACCUGCACAGAAGAAAUAACUUAGGCACUUUCUGUUCUUAAAAAUAAUUAAGGUCUCAUGAUUUCAGGUGGAGACCGCCAUAACAAAAGCAGCCCACCAAACAGGUAAAAAAGCUGGUCACUAACCAACCUACAGAUUCACAUCCUCUGGCCUCAGCCCUGACAGGAUGAGGCUUUCCCCCUACCCCAUGCCUACUGGCAGUGUUUUUUUUUCCCCUAAAUAUAACACUGGACUAUUUCCUGUUUAUUUCAUUGAUUACAACUAUAGAGGUGGACUCAAAGCAAAGCACAAUCAUGCCAGCUGACAUUCCAGAAUUCUGUUGAGAACUCUUAAGAUUAUGAGGGGAGAGGUUUCACUAGCCAGACAGACUGGGGUGGGUGCCAGUCCCCAAGGAAACCCUGCCGUGUGCUGGCCCUUUGAGUGAGAAUGCUGCAUCUUUCUACAUAUCUUUCAUGAGAAUACUGAGAAUUAGAUUUUCCUUUUCAAAAUGCACUUUGCUUUUUUUGUAUGUUUUGUUAUGUUGAGAUGUUUCUAAAGAAAAGAUUUUAUGUAAUUAUAAGAUGAAGCGUAGUGAAUUGUACAGCUGUUGUAAUAAUGACCUAUUUCUAUAUAAAAUAAAAUUGUAUGGAUUAUGUGUAAAUUAUUUUGUAUCUGAGACAACAGUUCCUUUCCCAAAUAUAAAAGUAUAAAAGUUUUCUUGUGUUUUUCUGUGAGUGGAAAUUUUGUAAUAAAUUAACAAAUUUGUACAAUU
Nycticebus coucang (slow loris) is the source of this 3997-nucleotide messenger RNA. It is a transcript of the gene NPAS2, whose product is annotated as neuronal PAS domain protein 2. Gene Ontology annotation, biological process: regulation of transcription by RNA polymerase II; circadian regulation of gene expression. Lineage: Eukaryota; Metazoa; Chordata; Mammalia; Primates; Lorisidae. Bases 297 to 2753 code for a protein of 818 amino acids. The record is from RefSeq and is a predicted model, not a curated record. The transcript is spliced from 21 exons. Gene Ontology annotation, molecular function: DNA-binding transcription factor activity, RNA polymerase II-specific; RNA polymerase II cis-regulatory region sequence-specific DNA binding; protein dimerization activity. Gene Ontology annotation, cellular component: CLOCK-BMAL transcription complex; cytoplasm; nucleus.